CCUUUACGGAGGAGGGACAUCAUGUCAAUUUCAAUAGUUUCUUCGUAAGCGGAUGGAGUAGGGAUACGAGAAAACACGCUGCUCUGACUCAAGCCAACAGACACACCGCGGACUCCUCGUGGUUGAGCCCGGCCGGCAUCAGACCACACACCGGAGCGACACAGAGAAGAAGAAGAAGAAGAAGAGAACAAGAGAGAACAAGAGCCGGCAAAGCGGGAAGCUUUUUGUCCCCGAGUGAGUAAAAAGAAAAAAAGGAAACUCAGCCAACGAUGUCAGGGUUGAAAAAGAGAAACUCAAAUUCCUCGGCAGACAGGGAUGAGGAGGACAAGCAGGCAAAGGAAAGGAUGCUGUCCGGCGUGGAGAAGGUGGAUUUCAACCUGGGUGGAGCACCGGGGAGCGACCCCGACAGCCCUAACAACAACGCCACCAGAGGAGACGAAGGGGGAGAAGGGGUCGCCCUGAAGAGGACCAUCACCCUGUUGAACGGCGUGGCCAUCAUCGUGGGCACCAUCAUAGGCUCGGGCAUCUUCGUCACACCCACCGGCGUGGUAAAGGAGGCCGGCUCGGUGGGUCUGUCCCUGGUAAUAUGGACGGUAUGCGGGGUGUUCUCCACGGUGGGAGCCCUCUGCUACGCGGAGCUGGGGACCACCAUCAGUAAGUCCGGCGGGGACUAUGCCUACAUCCUGGAGGUGUACGGCUCCCUGCCGGCUUUCCUCAAACUCUGGAUCGAGUUGCUCAUCAUCCGGCCGUCCUCCCAGUACAUCGUCGCCUACGUUUUCGCCACCUACGUUCUCAAGCCAGUGUUCCCUGAGUGUCCGGUGCCGGAGAACGGGGCCAAGAUAGUGGCCUGCCUCUGCAUCCUCUUGUUGACCUUUGUGAACUGCUACAGUGUGAAGGCGGCUACUAGAGUGCAGGACUUCUUUGCAGCGGCCAAGCUCCUGGCACUUGGAAUGAUCAUCAUCCUCGGCUUUGUCAAGAUUGGCCAAGGUAACACGGACCGACUUCUUCCAGAAAAUUCCUUCAAGGGGUCCAAAUAUGAGUUUGGCAGCAUCGGCCUGGCACUCUACAGCGGUCUGUUUGCCUACGGUGGCUGGAACUACUUGAAUUUUGUCACAGAGGAGAUGAUUGAGCCUUACAAAAACCUUCCCCGUGCCAUCAUCAUCUCUCUGCCCAUAGUGACAAUAGUGUACGUUCUGACCAACCUGGCAUAUUUCACCACCCUCUCCCCUGAGCAGAUGCUCGGCUCCGAGGCUGUGGCUGUGGAUUUUGGGAACUACCACCUGGGUCCGAUGGCAUGGAUCAUCCCGGUGUUUGUAGGUCUGUCCUGCUUUGGAUCUGUCAACGGCUCCUUGUUCACAUCAUCCAGGUUAUUCUUCGUUGGUUCCCGGGAGGGUCACCUGCCCAGUCUGCUGUCAAUGAUCCACCCCACCCUGCUGACACCGCUGCCCUCACUCAUAUUCACUUGCUUGAUGACGCUGCUCUACGCCUUCUCCAACGACAUCUUCUCCGUCAUAAACUUCUUCAGCUUCUUCAACUGGCUGUGCAUCGCCAUGGCAAUCAUUGGGAUGAUGUGGCUCCGUUAUAAGAAGCCGGAGCUGGAGCGACCAAUCAAGGUGAAUAUUCUGCUGCCGGUGAGUUUCGUGCUCGCUUGCCUCUUCCUCAUCAUCGUCUCCUUCUGGAAGACUCCAGUGGAGUGUGCGAUUGGCUUCGGCAUCAUCGCUACCGGAGUUCCUUUCUACUUAAUCGGCGUGUGGUGGAAGGGCAAACCCAAGUGGAUGCUGCAGGGAAUCUCCUCGACCACAGCCUUGUGUCAGAAGGUGAUGGAGGUGGUGCCUCAGGCGACCUAAAAGGCCCUGCCCUUUACUUACAGCCGGGGACCAAUCGGGUUGCACCAACAUUGAUCUCUGGGCUCUGACAUCGGAUGAAGCUUGAUCUCUGUUGACCCCUCUCACCCCACUCUCUCUCUCUCUCACACACACACACACACACACACACACACACACACACACACACACACACACACACACACACACACACACACACACACACACACACACACUCUGCGGGGUGCGGUUAGGAACCUGAUGAAGUAUGGACAAUGCUUAGUCACUAACUACUAUAUUGUAGGUUGUUAUGCUUUGUUAUUGGUUUUUUUACAAUGAAUUUCAAUUGUUUUUUGUGAACAAAUUAAUGUAAAAUAUCAUCCCUCAUCAGAAACCUAUUGAAUUUUGCAAGUUGUGCCUUACUUAAUGAAGGAGUAACUGUCAGCUGUAGCAGUAUUUGUCGGUGGUGUCUGAGUCGGCUGUCAGCCUUGGCAUUGACCUGCAAACAGCUGUAAACCAAGUCUAAACCUCUGCAACCAGGAGUUUUUUUUUUUAUAAUCCUGCAAGAUUCCACUUUUAAUCUCCUGGAACCAACUGUUGAGUGAAAGUUGGAGUUGUCGCAACCAGAUUAGUUUUGUCAGAUAUUCAUUAAGCUAUGUAUUGGAAACCUUUGGUCCUGCAGUCAUUACAAAACUUUCGCACUUUUAGGUAAAAGUCUUGUGUUGUCUGUUGUUGUUCGUUGGUCGGCGGUGUGGCAUAUGGCACACUACUCAGUGUGUGUCGACUUUCAGCCCUGCUCUCUGUUGUUUUUGUGACCCAGUGUGGUUUUAAAGUCAUCUAUGCUGCUGUAGGAUGUGAGUGAAGUUGAUUGAAGAUAUUGGUGUGUUAGAGGUGUUUUUGUGUUUCUCAUUUUUACAGUAAAACUAAAAGAACUAAAUCCCUCAGAGAAAGGAGGAAGAACUAUACAUAUAAGUUCCAUUUUUCUGUUCAGGCAUGUACUUGCAUUACAUGUUUAUGUCUAAAGCAGAACAGACCAGCCGUGGUGGGAAACUUGAUGUUCUUUUGUGUUUGUGUUUGUGUGUGUGUGUGUGUGUGUGUGUGUGUGUGUGUGUGUGUGUCAGUUUCUCAUGUGUUCUUCUUAGACACAGACAGAUGAAGCUUAACUGCCUGGACUAACAGGCACCUGUGACAUUUACCUUUUAAUGUUUCACUGUUCAGCACGUCGAUCUUCCGUUAUGUUCUGUCACAUUUUGUGAUAUUUGUGUGUGGGUUUGGCAGUCAAUGUGGGUGGAGGUAGGUGGGGAUUAAUAAGCAGACAGACAGACAAUAUGCUUCAGUCUAUGGAGAGAGAUGCUACAGAGGAAAUGGGAAAUAGGACAUUUUUGUUUGUUUUUAAAUGUGGGCGUGUAUGUUGGUGAAGUACAGAAGGAGCACAUGUGCAGAUCACAGUCAGAACUGCUAGUGUCUAUUUUUCAUCCUCAGUUUUUUUUUUUCACACACAAAAAUGAGUGCUGCAUUAUUAAGGUUGAGCCUCCUCCCGGCAACGGACCAAAAGUACACGUUACAGUGGCAAUGCUGUUUCUGUAUAGACAGCGUGACAGCUGUAGAGCCUGGCGGAGUUGUUGCCAUAGAGACAGCGCUGGUGGAUGCAGGAGGAGUUAAUAUGUCUGUUUUAGAGGUAGAACCUUUCUAACACUCCAGCCAUCGCACAAAGCAGAUGGGAAACUAACCUAAAUAGGACUGUAGAAAGUUAAUUUAUUUAUUUUUAGCAAACUUAUUGUUUAUUGUUAACAGUCCCUCUAACAUGUUUACAGGGCAUUUUGUGGAAAGUGCUUUACAAAUAAAUCUUGAUUUUUUUUUUCCA
This is a messenger RNA of Perca fluviatilis (European perch), 3687 nucleotides long. It is a transcript of the gene slc7a5, whose product is annotated as solute carrier family 7 member 5. The transcript is spliced from 10 exons. Gene Ontology annotation, cellular component: membrane. Gene Ontology annotation, molecular function: neutral L-amino acid transmembrane transporter activity; L-amino acid transmembrane transporter activity. NCBI's taxonomy places the organism in Eukaryota, Metazoa, Chordata, Actinopteri, Perciformes, Percidae. Bases 270 to 1847 code for a protein of 525 amino acids. Gene Ontology annotation, biological process: neutral amino acid transport; amino acid transmembrane transport. The record is from RefSeq and is a predicted model, not a curated record.